ACGCACACACACGCGCGUACGCUGUGCACGGGUGUCAAAAGGAAGAACACCGAAGUGGAGACGUGGAAAACAGCUGCCCCGUGGUGCGUGUUUGCGUAUUGUUAAAUCGGAAUUGGCAGAAAAUCGGCUCAUCCGCGUGUGAGUUCACGCGAAGAAUCGUGUUCGGACCGUGUGUGACCAUAGUACGGAGUCGGUGAAGCGGGGAUGGCGGAGAAACGUCGUGCAAAAAAGCGGAAGGAUGAGUACAGUGGCCCCGGUGGCGUAGAGCAGGAGAUCGAGAAAGCUUCCAAGGAGGAGUACAAGGUGGCAAAAUGGCUCAAAUCGAACGUACCGACGAAAAAGACCAAAUUUCUCAACCACAACGUGGAGUACUUUUCCUCUAUCAAAGCAAUCGAUGCGCUGCUUGCGUCAAAGUUUGCCCAAGGUGACAAUUGUCUCUUCCCGCACCGGCAGGCCGCGAUCGAUUUUAUGGCCGAUAUGCUGUACCACAAGUUUUUCCACCGCGCCCGAAAGGUGCCGGUGAGCGAGCAGGAGCUCCGUGGCAAGAGUGGCAGCAAGAAGGCAGCAGCGGAAGCGGUCACACAGGCGGCAGCCCCACCGGCCAAGGAUGGCGCGAAGGCAGCGAAAGAGGACCCGCGGGCGACUGACGCCGAAAGUAGUCACGCGGAGGGUGGCAGUAAGGUGGCGGUGGAGGUGGCGGAGAAACGCAAACGCAAGAUCCGCCUCGAGAUGCAUCCGGAGCAGGUGUUUAUCGAUGGGCACGAGGCGUACGUUUGGCUGUACGAUCCGAUACCGAUGCACUACUGGAUCUUUGGUGCGCUGCUCGUGGUUGGGGCGAUCGUGAUCUGUCUGUUCCCGCUGUGGCCACCGCUGCUGCGGAAGGGUGUCUACUAUCUGAGUAUAGCGGCGGCCGGGUUUCUGGUGUUCAUUCUCGGGCUGGUCGUGCUGCGGUGCAUCAUUUUCUGUCUGGUAUGGGUCGUUACGGGCGGCAAGCAUCACUUCUGGUUGCUACCGAAUCUGACCGAGGAUGUCGGAUUCUUUGCCUCCUUCUGGCCGCUGUAUAAUCACGAAUACAAAGAUGGUCAAGCUGGUGCCACCGACAAAGCGGGCAAGAAAACAAAAAAACGAAAACGCGACAAGGAUAGUGGCGGCGAGGAGGAAGGCACCACCGGCGGUAAUAUCCCACCGACGAUCGACGAGGUGAAGGAGCGGGACACGGAGGUGGAAAGCGUGAAGCAGCCAACAUCGGCCGAAGGAUUAAGACAUCGCGGUGGCAAGCAGCAGCAGCAGCAGCAGCCACAGAGCGAAUCGAAACAGGUGACACCGGCCACGAUCGCGGAGCCGAUCGACGAGGAGCAAAAUUCCGGAACACCGUCGGAAAGCGAUUCGGAAGGCUCGCAGCGCUCCUCGACGGGGAAGGACUUUGAGAUGGUUGAACCCGACGAGGUGGACACUUCGUAAAAGGCAGACACGCACCGUUUUUAUAUCAUCACCCAUAAUCUACCCACAACCUGAUCACCAUCAUCACAGACAUCAUGUUUUUUUUUCUCAAUACUUUCAAGGGCGAUCACAAGAGCAUGGGGACCAAAUCUCGCGCCCGUUCGCUUCCGAAUGCAAGGUUUGAUAGUACGCGUCUAGGCGUGAUGGCAGAGAGCAGAUGAAUCUCAUCCGCCGCCGCCCUGUGUCCAGUCGUUUCGCAACCGCGCUCACACAGAUCAGAUCUCGGGUGGCGUUUUGUGUGUGUGUGUGUGUGUGUUUUGCUGUGAUGCCCACUAGAAUUCCGUCCGGCAGAUUGUAACAAGCACGCGCGCUUAAAAGCGUUUUUAUUGCAUGACGGCUUUUUAUUCGAAAUUUUGAUAUUUACCCGCCAGAUUGAUCGUUGUUUCGGUGGUGCCGGUUAAGCUGAACCAACCGCACAGAGGCUGGAUUUGUUUAGUUUUAUCCGAGCGAUAGGCGCAUAGUGAUUUGAGUUAAAUCGAAGAUAAUUACGGUUCAAAAUUUCGAGAGCACACGAUGGAACGCCGUACCGUUGUCCGGUGUGUAAAUGUAAGAGUUAAUUGCAUUGAUAAAGCCAACAAUGGCACGAGGCUUGUACGUAUAAUGUAAUGUAAUCGAAAUGGACUGUGUGUCUCGUUCGGCGGGUGGAUUAUUCGAUUCCGCCGAAACAUUCGGAACGUUUUGCUCUGCUCUGUUAUCAGUCGGCUAGGGCCAUGCGUUCGUUAUCUGUCCACUUCCGUGCUUUAGCAUCAGAAUGAAGCGUGGUGUGAGUGUGGUUUUGGGCAGUACAACCAACGGUAGACGCUGGUAGAAACUGCACAAAAGAACGAUCGAUGAGGUACCAGACAUUUUGUGCCGGUCGCUACACCGGUAUAGUAGCGUGUGUUAGUCGAACCGGGUUUUGGGUCCUGGAUGUUUCGGAAGUGUAUCGUCUGGUGCGGUGGAUUAGUGGUUCCCUGUCCUGUGAUCGUGCUCCCUGCAUCCUAUCUCAUCUCUCUCAUCCGUACAAUCUAUGUGUCCGAUCGUAGGGCGGUUCUUUGCCGCGAACAGUGAGACCGUGGACCGACCGUGCUAAAUACAAAACAAGCGCCCCGCAUACAUUAUUACAUUGGAAGCAGCUCUAAACACAGCUCUAAGGACGACCGCCCCGACCCCGACAGGGCGUGCGUGAAAUGGUAUUUUAUGGUGAAGUGAAAUGUUUAGCGUUGGUAGCCCGGAGGAGCAAGGGGAUCCAUACAUAAAUCAAAACAAGCUAAAAAGUGUACGAACGACGGUAUAAUGUAGUGGAGAGAUAUAGAGAGCCGAGGGAGUAAAAAAGAAACACAAAAUAAGCAUGUUUUUGUAGUGUGUGCAAAAGUUAGGUAAGGUUAUAUUAUUCAAUAAACUUUAUGGUAUGAAAAAUAUUA
Molecule: messenger RNA, 2903 nt
Organism: Anopheles stephensi (Asian malaria mosquito)
Lineage: Eukaryota; Metazoa; Arthropoda; Insecta; Diptera; Culicidae
Gene: Trp1
Product: translocation protein SEC62
Exons: 5
Coding region: 205-1461 (418 amino acids)
Biological process (GO): post-translational protein targeting to membrane, translocation
Cellular component (GO): endoplasmic reticulum; endoplasmic reticulum membrane
Source: RefSeq, a predicted model, not a curated record